Molecule: messenger RNA, 957 nt
Organism: Cryptomeria japonica (Japanese cedar)
Lineage: Eukaryota; Viridiplantae; Streptophyta; Pinopsida; Cupressales; Cupressaceae
Product: methyl-CpG-binding domain-containing protein 10-like
Exons: 2
Coding region: 1-957 (318 amino acids)
Source: RefSeq, a predicted model, not a curated record
AUGGACCACACUAUCAAGGAGAUUCAAAAAGACCCUAAAGGUGACCAUGCCCUUCACCAGGGUCUUAUGGCUCUUGUCUAUAAAGUUCUUAAAGGGAAGAGUAUUGAAAAAUCUAUAAAAGGCAAAUAUGUAAGAAAUGAGGACACAAAGAGUGAAGCCAGUGGCUUUAACUUUGACUCAGAGACUAAGGGUGAUUUGGAGGAGACUAGCAAAAAAGGUAGGAAUAAGGCUAAGAGGAAAAGGAUUGUGGUGGAUUUAGAUAUUUCAGAGUCUAAGGCUGAAUUAUUUGAAGGGAAAUUUAUUAAAAAAAAAGAAGGGAAAGUUACUGGAAAGCAAAUACAGAGGAAGAAGACCAGCAAGGAAAGCAAUAAAGAUAUCAACCAAAUCCUGAUUGAUUCUGAAGAAGAGGCAGAGGAGAAUAAAAAGGAUGAGGGACAGGAUAAGGAGGGGGAGGACAACCAGGUCACAAACAACGUUGAGGGUUUGAAUGCCCAAGGUAUGCAGAAAGAGGAGCAAGAAGACAAAAGUGGUAAGCUUAGUGACUGUGUUGAUGAGAAUGCGACUAUAAAGGGAUUUUGUGAGACUGUUGGUACAAUGGUGAAGGAUAUAGGUAGCUUGAAGAAAGAUACGCUGACUGUCAAAAUAGCGACAAUUGGAAAAAAACCCCUGACGCAAAAUGUUAAAGAGUUAGUAGUUGCAAUUAAUAAUGUGGAAGCCACUGAAAGCAUGGUGGGUAAAAUUAUUACCACUGAAAAAAAGAUCAAUAGAUUUGAGAACAACACUGAGAAGGAUGUUGACAAGGAACAACUAGACAAAAAAGGUCAUGAGAAAAGGACCAGAGCCAAUACUAGGAACAAGGGCGACAUUAAAGGUCAUGAGCUGGAGGAGUUAAAGACUUCAACAGACAACAUGAAGCUGAUGGAUGUCCAUGCUGAGGAUAUCAUGAAGAGUAUAUAG